Messenger RNA from Cladophialophora immunda, 1088 nucleotides. RefSeq lists its product as uncharacterized. The transcript is spliced from 2 exons. The record is from RefSeq and is a predicted model, not a curated record. Lineage: Eukaryota; Fungi; Ascomycota; Eurotiomycetes; Chaetothyriales; Herpotrichiellaceae. Bases 77 to 967 code for a protein of 296 amino acids.
CAAAGUGUCUAGCCACCACAGCGCAGUUGCUUCAUCUAGGGAAAAAGGCCGAGCACCUCGCUCAAGAUCACCCAACAUGUGCCGCAUUUGCGGGCGCAUGAUCAAAUGCAUCUUUGACUCGAUGCCCUCGAGGGCCCCUUCAUCCGUGUCCAAACCAUCUCUGCGCCAACCUCACCAGACAAGAUCUCACCAUGUGUCGUCACGCACCCUCGUGCAGAGCGCGCUGAACAUCCCUUCCAAGCCCGUGGCCGCACCGCCAACAUUCCUCCUCCCGUUCCGCGCAAGGCUUCUUCACCAGUCGAGGACGCAGCCGUCCACCACGACGCCGAUAUCCCAGUUCCAGAACACCCAGCCCGAAAUCCCGCCCAGCUACCUUUCUGCCACCAUUGACCAAACACCAUCCCCAUCCGCCACCACGACAAUAUCUCCUUCGACGACGCAAUCUCUCGACCGGCCCCUCGUCCUCUCGCGCUCCCUGCAAACCCUCCUCCCGAAGCUGCACGGCCAGAAACCCCACUAUGUGGUCGCGCACGUCCACCGGUUCCCCUACCUGCUCACGGAGGGCGACGUGCUCCGCCUGCCCUUCCACAUGAGGGGCGUCGCGCCGGGGGACGUCCUGCGCUUCAACCGCGCCAGCGUCCUCGGGUCGCGCGAGUACACCCUCAAGGCCGGCACCGCGGCCACCGAGUCGUACGACGCCCGCCGCACGGGCGAGCCGAACUACCUGGACGAGCGGCUGUUCGAGUGCCGGGUGCGCGUCAUGGGCCUCGAGACCCAGCCCAUGACCUUGAAGGAGAAGAAGAAGCGCCGCAACCGCCACCGCAAGGUCGUCCGGAGCAAGCACAAGUACACGCUGUGCCGGGUCAUGCAGGUCCGGGUCAAGGGUUUGGACGAGCUGGUCCGGGGCGAGAAGGGCAUGGUCCUCCUGGAGGGCCGGGAGAAUGGGAUCGCGCACGCCAGUGCUUGAGUCCUCCCCCCGAUCCGAUAGAGCAGGGGGAGGCGCUUGUAGGAUAAUAUGUUGUACGCGAGGUCAAAGCGGUCUACUGUAGAUGUCUAGCGCCAACAAUCUGAACAAUCCAACCUUCAUA